Messenger RNA from Sphaeroforma arctica JP610, 216 nucleotides. RefSeq lists its product as hypothetical. Bases 1 to 216 code for a protein of 71 amino acids. The record is from RefSeq and is a predicted model, not a curated record. NCBI's taxonomy places the organism in Eukaryota, Ichthyosporea, Ichthyophonida. The transcript has a single exon.
AUGUAUAAGGAGUCUGGCGAUGAGGCUAAGGUUGGUGCCCAGUUCGGUCUGCUCAAUCUUUUCAUCGUGGUACCCCAGAUCAUUGUCACCCUAGUUGUGGCCGAGAUGAGUGUCCCGAUUGGUCUUGAGGCUUUUAUGGUAAUGAAUGGUGUCGCAUUCGGAAAUGCAGCUAUUGUCGCCAUCUUCAUCCGCGAGAACCCAAAUUACAAAUACUAA